GGAACGUACUCUGCGUACCCUACGCCCAAGAUGGCGCGUGCAAGUUUCUUGGUUGUGUUCUUUCUUGUGGCCCUCUGUAAUUCGAGGGCCCAAGCUUUGAUUACAGACGAGGAGCAAGCGAGGCAAUGGCUGGACCAGUACAACAGCUUGGCGGAACAUUACUAUUCUUUAGCCGAGGAAGCGAACUGGGCAUACGAAACUAACAUCAACCCACAAAACCAACAAGCGCAGGUGCAAGCCAGCUUGAACAGAGACAAGUUUAAGAAGGAGGCGUACGACAAUUCCACGCAGUUUGACGUCAACUCCUUCACAAACGAGACCGUCAAACGCCUCUUCAACAAGAUGAAGAACAUUGGGAACGCCGGUCUCAGCGAUCAGACCAAACUCAACAGGUUGACACGGCUUCUUGCCGAUAUGAAGCAAGUGUACAGCACCGGCAAAGUUCCGGACGGUGACCGUGAACUUGUAUUUGAGCCAGAUCUUACAAACGAGUUAGCGAAUAGCCGUGACUACGACCGCCUGCAGUUCAUCUGGAAAGGGUGGCGUGACGCUGUUGGACCGACGCUGCGCGACAUGUACAAGGAGUAUGUCACCCUCAAGAACGAGGCCAUCGGAGAACUAGGUUACAAUGACGUAGGUGACUACUGGCGUUCCUGGUAUGAGACCCCAACGUUUGAAGAUGACCUUGAGGCGCUGUGGCAGGAGGUCAGACCCAUGUACCUGGAACUACAUGCUUACGUCAGGCGUCGGCUGGGAGAAUUUUACGGCAAGGACAAGAUCGACGAAAAUGAUCCCAUUCCUGCUCAUCUGUUAGGUAACAUGUGGUCCCAACAGUGGAACAACAUUUACGACCUUGUGGAGCCGUUUUCCGGCAAACAACGGAUUGACGUGACAAGCGCCAUGGUGAAUAAGGGUUGGGACGCGUUGCGGAUGUUUAACGAGUCAGAGCAGUUCUUCACGUCCCUGGGACUUAUUCCCAUGACGCCUGACUUCUGGCGGGACUCCAUGAUAGUCCGGCCGGAGGGGAGGGAGGUGGUGUGUUACGCCUCGGCAUGGGACUUCUACAACAGGAGGGACUUCAGAAUCAAGAUGUGUACGGAGGUGACCCAGGAUGACCUCCAGACGGUUCACCAUGAGAUGGGACAUAUCGAGUACUUCCUGCAGUACAAGGACCAACCUGUGCCCUUCCGGGAUGGAGCAAACCCUGGUUUCCAUGAAGCAGUGGGCGACUGUUUGGCGCUAUCGGUGUCCACACCUAAACAUCUGAAGGAGAUAGGUCUCAUCGAUGGUGUACUUCAGGAAGAUGACGAAGCGGAUAUUAACUACCUGAUGAAACAGGCUCUGGAGAAGAUCGCCUUCCUCCCGUUUGCGUACAUGAUGGACCAGUGGCGCUGGAAGGUGUUCGAUGGACGAAUCACGCCCGACAACAUGAACCAGGAAUGGUGGAAGCUGAGGCAGCAGUAUCAAGGUAUCGUCCCACCCGUGAAACGAGACGAGAACGACUUUGACCCCGGAUGUAAAUUCCACAUUCCGGCAGACGUUCCAUACAUCAGGUACUUCGUGAGUUUCAUCGUCCAGUUCCAAUUCUACGAGGCGAUGUGUGACGCGUCCGGCCAUACCGGCCCGCUGUACAAGUGCGACUUCUACCGGUCACCUGAGGCAGGACAGCUCCUCGGGGACAUGUUGAAGCUGGGCUCCAGCCGACCCUGGCCCGAAGCGAUGGAAGCCAUCACCGGUAGGAGGGCCAUGUCUGCCGCCCCGCUGGUCCGGUACUUCGAGCCCCUCACCACCUGGCUACGUCAAAACAACACCGACAGUGGAACCAAAACUGGAUGGACCCGAUUCGAGCCAUGGACUUCCAGUGCUCCGAAGAUGACAGGCUCUGCUAUGGCCACCGCUCUGAUCUGUGUGCUGUGUUGCCUGUUCAGCCGUUUGAUGAUCUGAUUAAGUGAACAAAAGAUUGUCUUAAAAGCUAAGUAGUUGUGAGAUUAAAGAUGAUUGAUAAGUAACCGCAGCUUGAAAGUUCUUAAGCGUUAAGUCUUCCAUUAAGAAAAGCAAUUAUUGCUUAAGGCGACUACGAUCGAGAUACUGUUAGUACUGUUACAGUGCCAUUCCUGACUGUCUAUCAUAAUUAGCCAUUUAACCAAUGAGGGCAUGGCAGUUAGAGGUUCCACCAAUGAGCGUAUCUGCCAAAUGUUUGCAUCUUUGCUAGUGGGGCUAUUGGAUCAGUCUGUAAGAUGAGUCUUUCCUGUUGAGUCUUUCUUUUUCCAGCGUACACGUUGUUGGAUAUACAGUUUAAAUGGAAUGCAGUUGUUACGUAAUUUUAGGGCUCGGAAUAUUCCUUGUAUAAGCAAUGUGCCAAAAAAUAAAGAAACAAGAAAGCGAGUCAUCCAUGGAUAUAAGAAAAUGGACCUGUCUUUUGUGAUAAUUAUGUUAACCAUGACAUUGUCACGCGUGUGCUGAUGAACCACAGAUGCUUUUGAACUGGAGGAUGUCUUAUCGAUUUCAUACCUUGAACAAUUUGCCUCUAUACUUGAAAUACAGAAAUAGUGGUAAGAAGAUUGCAGAGUUGUUAACUAUGGAUUUGUUAGGUUUGGCGUGUGUUUGUUUAUCAGAGACUGUACUAACGUUACAUGAAGUUUUACAGGCGAAAGAUCAGAGCUUUUACUCAAA
Messenger RNA from Branchiostoma floridae (Florida lancelet), 2673 nucleotides. RefSeq names its product angiotensin-converting enzyme-like. The transcript is spliced from 14 exons. Lineage: Eukaryota; Metazoa; Chordata; Leptocardii; Amphioxiformes; Branchiostomatidae. Gene Ontology annotation, molecular function: metallopeptidase activity; peptidyl-dipeptidase activity. The record is from RefSeq and is a predicted model, not a curated record. Gene Ontology annotation, cellular component: plasma membrane. Bases 31 to 1944 code for a protein of 637 amino acids. Gene Ontology annotation, biological process: proteolysis.